Dendronephthya gigantea is the source of this 915-nucleotide messenger RNA. RefSeq names its product transmembrane protein 65-like. The record is from RefSeq and is a predicted model, not a curated record. The coding region runs from base 127 to 831 and encodes 234 amino acids. The transcript is spliced from 7 exons. Lineage: Eukaryota; Metazoa; Cnidaria; Anthozoa; Malacalcyonacea; Nephtheidae. Gene Ontology annotation, cellular component: mitochondrion.
UCAGAUACAAACAUUAGAAUUGAAAAAGAAGGCAAUUUCUUUGUUUACAUCUCAAAAACUGGUCUCAUUGCUUAUAUUUAGGAAACAGCUAUUAGUAAAUCAUCAGGAUUGUUGUAUUUCAAUGCGAUGAGAUACAAUAAAUGGCCCAGAGAACUUCUGAAACUUCUUGGAACGAAACAGAAGUUCGAACUUAAAAGAACGUUACAUUUGAGCGCUAAUGUGUCCCGCUUCUCCGUGCGAUCUAUUUCAACCUGUUGUAAAAAACUAAAGCUGCAUCACAAUCAACCAAAAGCAGUCUCUUCACCGCAGCAUGCUGAGCUAUUUGUAGCCUCGCUUCGGAAGUCAGAUCGCGUGAUUCUUGAAGAAGCUUUGAAAAAAUACAAUUCCGAAAAUGAAGGCCAGCAAGUUGUAAGUCCUCCAACUAUUAAACAGCUCAAGUUAGCUGCUUAUCACACAGCCAUUCCUUUCAUGGGUUUUGGAUUUUUGGACAAUGCAAUUAUGAUUAUUGCUGGAGAAUAUAUAGAACUAAAGAUUGGUGUGACCCUGGGAAUAUCUACUAUGGCUGCUGCUGCACUUGGGAAUAUUGUGUCAGAUGUAUCUGGUUUAGGCCUGGCUGGUUAUGUCGAGGCUUUGGCCACUAGACUCGGCUUCGAAGGACCUCAAAUGAACUCUGCUCAACUGCAAAUGACGAGAACUGUCGUUGCAACAAACCUGGGUCGUGGCAUUGGAAUAGUCAUUGGAUGCAUUUUAGGGAUGUUUCCACUCUUGUUUUAUAAAGAACCUGAAGUUGACAGGACUGAAACACCAGCAAGUGAUACAGACAAAACAUGACACACAGUCAAUAGGCUUGUGAUAAGGAAUAAAUUAUUUUAACUCACACUGACAUUGUAAUGUAACUCUACGAAAUCACAGAAU